AUGCAGGUGAAGACCAUGAAUUUACUGUGUCACUCGCGGAAAGUGCUGUCCUCCGUGUUGAGAAGUAGUGUUUUACUAAAGCCAGCAGAGGCUUUUGGAAGCAUUUGUUCAUUCUCCAAAGCUCGGUGCAUUAGCCUGUCUGUGCCUCAACAUUUUACAGCAAAUCUGACCUCAUGUCAACACUCGCAUCACACAGCGUCCUUCACCGGGCACUUUGACAUAAAAAGAUGUUAUUCGGAAAGCGAAGAGAGCCGAAAUUCAGAGAGUAAUGGCGUGAUUGAAGAUGAUUCACAUGAACUGGACGAUAAUAGCAGCGAAAACAGCUCCUUAAGUCGCAGAUCCUUGGAGACUUUCAGUCUUGAUGUGCUGGUGUCUCUUCUGCGUCAGGAAAAUGCAGUAGACCUCUGUGUGAUUAAAGUACCAGAGCAAAUCAAAUACGCUGAGUACUUCAUUGUCGUCAGCGGUGUGUCACCAAGGCACUUGCGCGCAAUGGCACUUUAUGCCAUUAAAGUGUACAAGUUUCUGAAGAAAGAUGAAGAUCCAAAUGUCAAGAUUGAAGGGAAAGAUGCAGAAGAUUGGAUGUGUAUUGACUUUGGUAAUAUGGUUGUUCAUUUCAUGCUGCCAGAGACUAGAGAAGUGUAUGAACUCGAAAAACUUUGGACUCUCCGCAGCUACGAUGAGCAGCUGAAGAGUAUCCCAACUGAAACACUCCCAGAGGAUUUCAUAUUUGAUGUUGAAGUUACAAAGUGAAAACAUCUAAGGCUAAAUAAUAAGAUGUGCCCAGACUGAACUACUUUGAGUUUUGGAUACAUUCUUUACAGUCAAAACCAAAUCUGUUGGAUUUCCAAAAGUACUUUAAGUGACAGAAAUGCUGAAGCCCAACUUACCAGUAUAUACUGAUCUCAGAUAUAUUAACUGUACUAUCUACAUUAUAUCUCAUCUAAUGAGCAUAAUAUCCCAUGGCAAGACAUCCAUCUGUCUGCAGUUCACAAGAAUUGUUACUCCAUCUACUACUGGGCAGGUUUUAAUAAAACUUGCACACAAUGAAAAUAUACUCCAAAUUGUUCUCAAGGUUGCAUUUUGCCAGAUGAGCUACUAUCUGAAGUCUUUAAUGGAACAUAAAGAAAAAAAACAACAUGCUUUUGGCUAUUUAGAAAUUGUGGCAUCACAUAACUUGUCCAACGAAGUAUGCACCGACUCCAGUGUUUACAACACUCUCAGCAAAGCUGUGCAAGCAGUGGUUCACUUAAGAAGGGUCUUCAUUCUGAAAAAUUCUGCAGAGAAAAUGGAUGAGUAGUAGUUUUUAAUUCUUUCUAUUGCAUUUGAAUGCAUGUGUAGUUGGUAAUACUAUGUGAAGAAUAGAAAGUACGAUGCUGUAACAUCAAAUAUGCAGAAACAACAAAUUGUGUAGACUUAUGCACGGUGCCUUACACUUUGUUAUGACAUACACACCACUCGGACAUAGGCUCUUGCAAAUUUGCAGAUAUAGAAAGCAUGUUACUGAGCCAUCACAUCAUUUUUCUGCAGGGGUCAUCCCAGCAUUUACAAUGAUAGUGAUUUAUCUGUGAUAGGCUAAUGUAUACUUGUAUACUGGUCAGCCUUCAGUAUUUUUCUUUAGAUAAAUAAUCCAGAAACCCAACAUCUUUUGUGUUUAAAAUUGACAACCUCUAAUGAUUCUGUUAAUUUUUCGUACUGUUUGACAUCACUGGUACGGUGAUAUGGUGUUUGUAAAAUGCUAAAAUGACUCAUGAGUUUGCAGAUAAAAUGUAUGUUUUAUCCUGUUUAGAUUGUUGAAGUAAAUUAUUUUUUCUUA
This is a messenger RNA of Haplochromis burtoni (Burton's mouthbrooder), 1813 nucleotides long. It is a transcript of the gene malsu1, whose product is annotated as mitochondrial assembly of ribosomal large subunit 1. Lineage: Eukaryota; Metazoa; Chordata; Actinopteri; Cichliformes; Cichlidae. The record is from RefSeq and is a predicted model, not a curated record. Gene Ontology annotation, biological process: negative regulation of ribosome biogenesis; negative regulation of translation. Gene Ontology annotation, molecular function: ribosomal large subunit binding. The transcript has 4 exons. Bases 1 to 750 code for a protein of 249 amino acids. Gene Ontology annotation, cellular component: mitochondrion.